Pseudogymnoascus verrucosus is the source of this 798-nucleotide messenger RNA. RefSeq lists its product as uncharacterized. The coding region runs from base 1 to 798 and encodes 265 amino acids. The record is from RefSeq and is a predicted model, not a curated record. Gene Ontology annotation, biological process: regulation of mRNA splicing, via spliceosome; mRNA processing. Gene Ontology annotation, cellular component: spliceosomal complex. NCBI's taxonomy places the organism in Eukaryota, Fungi, Ascomycota, Leotiomycetes, Thelebolales, Thelebolaceae. Gene Ontology annotation, molecular function: RNA binding. The transcript has 4 exons.
AUGGCGACCACCGUGGAUCAGAAGCUUUUGAAAGCGACAAAGUUUCCUCCAGAGUUCAAUCAGAAGGUGGACAUGCAGAAGGUUAACCUCGAGGUUAUGAGAAAAUGGAUCGCAGGCAAGAUUUCGGAUAUCCUUGGAAACGAAGAUGAUGUGGUUAUAGAGCUAUGCUUCAACUUGAUUGAAGGGUCUCGUUAUCCCGAAAUUAAGAAACUACAAAUCCAACUGACAGGCUUCCUGGAAAAAGAUACUCCCGCCUUCUGUAAAGAGUUAUGGAAGCUAUGUCUAAGUGCACAGAAUAGCCCUCAAGGUGUUCCAAAGGAGCUACUCGAGGCCAAGAAGCUGGAGCUCAUCCAGGAAAAGAAAUACACCAGGUCGAAGCUGAGAAAGCUGCUGAAGAAUCAAGACGGAGGCGCGAAAUCGAUAGCCAACGUGAGCGAGACAUGGACUCAAUCCGAAACCGUGAACGAGAUGAGCGUGGAAGGGGCGGGUAUGGGAUGCGUAACGACAAUUGGCGCCGCGGGCGCGGAGAUCGUGACUUUGGACGUGGUGGAGACAAUAAUCGAGGAGGACAUCGAAGGUCUCGCUCACCUGGUCAAUGGCGCGCCCCACCCAGAGACACAGACUCAUACGUUCCACGAGGAGGCGGUCGGAGGAGGGACGAUAACUGGCGAAGGUCCCCAUCACCGGCAUUGGACAAACGACCCGUAUCUGCGUCACCUUCCCGCUCCCCUCCCCGCCGACGUCGGCACUCAACAAGCCCAUCCGCCUCCCCGCCUCGUCGCCGAAACCGCUCAAUAA